Messenger RNA from Triplophysa dalaica, 3940 nucleotides. RefSeq names its product tripartite motif containing 45 (gene trim45). Gene Ontology annotation, biological process: positive regulation of DNA-templated transcription. Gene Ontology annotation, molecular function: ubiquitin-protein transferase activity; zinc ion binding; protein binding. The coding region runs from base 453 to 2192 and encodes 579 amino acids. Lineage: Eukaryota; Metazoa; Chordata; Actinopteri; Cypriniformes; Nemacheilidae. The record is from RefSeq and is a predicted model, not a curated record. Gene Ontology annotation, cellular component: chromatin; nucleoplasm. The transcript has 6 exons.
AAUAGAGAAGCAUGGGGACAUAUUAAGAGUCCCAAUUAAAUAAAUGUUCACGUCAAUAUAUGUUUUUGCCCUUGUGUCUUAAUCUCUCAAACCAGCAGAUGGCGAUGCUUAUAUUCUUUCUACGUUUUACAUGCGUGGGUACGUCUUUACACUCCUCAAACAGGUCAUGUUUCAAGCCACGCCCCUAAAAGUACACUCGUGUUUUGAUUGGUCAGUGAGACAACUUCUCAAAUAACAUGAACGCAAAAGUUAACUAACCUAUACAAGCUUUGAUUCUGUGAGUAUUUUUUUUAAUGGAAACAAAAACGUAGCUUUACUAGUUUGCUAACCCAUGUAGGGGUUUUCUAAGAGCAAUGUUGAGUUUUGUAAAGAAAGUUUAAAAGUUAAGAACAGUUAAGUUAGGUGUCGAAUCUAUUUGUAACUUAACGUUACAUCUUCCGAAAAAGUCUGCGAUGUCGCUUGAAAAAAAGCAAUCGAUUCAUAAGGACUUUAAUAAAAGUACAAUUCGGACUAAUGGGGACGCUGGAAAGGCAUCCAAAGCGGUCUGUCGGGUCUGUAAUCGGAUGUUUCGAGACCCUAAACUUCUUCCCUGCCUGCACACGUUUUGUGCGGAUUGCGUUCGACAGCUCGAGCCGUUUGCUGUGCGCGUGAAUGGGGAUCAUUUAUCGCCUGAAGACGAGACGGGCAGACGAGACUCCGCCACUGUUCUGUGUCCCGAGUGCGAUUCAGAGGUGGUCCUUCCGCUGUCGGGGGUAGAUGGGCUGACCACUGACCACCUUGCGCUGGACGAGGUUUUCGCAGAGACCCUGUUGAUCGAAAACAGCGUUUUGUGCGACUUGUGCAGCGACGGUGACGCGGAGAAGCGUUGCGAGGUGUGCUGCGUCAAUCUCUGCGACUUCUGCAGUCAGGCACACAGGAGGCAGAACCGGACCUCGUCUCACUCCAUCCAAUGUCUCCAGGAGCUAAAAUCUCAGGGCCGUCUCACUAGACCCGUCCUGUGCUCGCUUCAUCCCGGCCAGGAGUUACGUCUCUUCUGCGAGCCCUGCGACCUCACCGUGUGCCUGGAGUGUGCAGCCACCUUUCACCGUGACCACCACUGCAGCCCCGCACAUGAGGUCAUCAGUCACCAUGGAGAUCGCAUCAGAGAUGUGGUUGUCAGGAGCUUAAGACCUAGGCUCACUCGUUUGGAGGAGAAUUUGAGACGUGUUGACAUAUCACAAGAGGCCUUGCAGGUGCGGACCGACACGUUGGCAGGCGAAAUCAGGGCAUUUGCUCAGAGCUACGCCAGCGCUGUGGAGGCGCAUUGCCGCUCUCUUCUGCGUUCACUGGAAGACUUGAGGUUGCAGCGAAGAAACCAGCUACAACUGCAGAAAGCUCAGUUUCAGCAGUCCCUGUCUGACCUCCGUGGCGGGGUGGACUUCGCAGAACGCUUGCUCACGUGCGGUUCAGAUGCAGAAAUCCUAAGUGCUAAGGGGGUUACAAUGAGGAGACUCAUGAUCCUAGCGGAAUCAGGAUUCGACCCACACCCCAUGAUGGUUGUCCAAGAUAAUGCCAGCAGCAUCUGUUUCCUCCCUCAGGAGAGUGCUGGGAAGGUGGAGGGCUUUCCUGUGGUAGGAGUCCUAUAUGCCAAGGCUGUGGAUCCCAGCAAGUGCAUCAUCCAGGGUGAAGGCGUGGAGCAGGGUCGUGAAGGUCAGCAAGGGGAGUUCACUCUGGUGUGCAGGGAUUCCUCCGGAGAGCAGAUGGGCAGAGGUGGAGACCCAGUGCUGGUCAGCAUUGUUCACAAGGACAGGAAGGUCUGCACUGUGGAGGCGGCAGUAGUGGAUAAAAGUGAUGGCUCCUAUAGUAUCUCAUACACACCAGCUGAACCAGGAGUCUACUCUGUGUGGGUCUGUGUUAAAGCUCAGCAUGUCCAGGGUUCACCUUUUGUACUAAACGUGAAAAGAAAGUUCAGACGUCACCUUGGCAUAUUCCAUUGUUGCUCUUUCUGCUCAAGUGGGGGUGCUAAAGAGGUGCGCUGUGGCUGUGCUGGGACCAUGCCAGGUGGGUUUCAGGGUUGUGGACAUGGACAUAAAGGACACCCUGGUAAGCCCCACUGGUCAUGCUGUGGAAGUGUGCUGGAGGACUCUGAGUGUAUUCUGCAUAACCUGGGUUCAGUCUCUCCUCAUGGACACCUCAAGACAGUGGAGAUCUGAGCAGUUAUCCUUCUUAGAAAAGAGAAUAAGAUUUUACCAUAAGCUUGAUGCACUCUCUAAUCUUAUCAACCAGCCAACAAAUUCACCAUAUUAACAUACCUUUGCAUAACAGACACUAAAACCGGGCUGACACUACGGUACUGUGAGACUACUUGAAUUGCUAUGACCCUUAAACUACACGACAAGUUUUUUUGUCAUCCUUCAUCUUCUUGUAGUAGCAGCAUACUCGACGCACACUAGGCAACGCAGUUAUUUGGUCAUGGACCAACAUUUAUUUCUUUUUAUAAUCUAAAUAAAGUUUAUUUGGAUGGUAAAAGGGAUACGCACCCAACAGUUUUAAUUCUGUCAUCAUUCAUAUCACCUUCGAGUUGUUCCAAAUCUCUAUACAUUUUCUUUUCUGAUGAAUAAGUAUCCCUUCAAAUGCGCUUUAUAGAUCUCUUCAGUCACAAAUGUGUAAACCUAAAAACAACUUCUUACUCAACAUUUCAUGUAAUUAAAGGGACAGUUUACCAAACAUUUUUAAUUCUGUCAUCACUUACUCCCCCUCGCGUUGUUCCAAAUCUGAAUACAUUUUUUUGUUCUGAUUAACAAAAAAAAGAAAUUUGGAAGAAUGCUUGUAACCAACCAGUUCUUGGCCACCAUUAACUACCAUAGUAGGAAAAAUGCCAAUAGUAGUCAAAAGUCCCCAGAGCUGUUCGCUUUCCUACAUUCUUAGACUGUCUGCGAUCUGAGCUUUGGAUGCGUCAAAAAUUGAACUUGAGCGACUAGACCACAUACGACUUGACGACUGGAAUUGAAGUAUUUCAGUGUACUCCAAUCAACUCACUGCGUGUGAACUGAAAAUGAUUCUACUUUUUUGUUUAACUUUGUCAGUAACACGCGAGUCCUUUAAAGAUGAUUGUUUAUUAAUCAUUAACAAAUUAUUAAUUUAACAUUUAUAAAUUGUGGUUUUAAUCUUAGUUUUGAAUAGUCUGCAUAUUGAUCCUUCCAAAACACUGGCACUGGUUUGUCAUGUAUGCCGAAUAUUGUUUGCAGUCAUUUAUACGUUUUACAAUGGCAGAUAUUGGGAGAAUGUCCCGUGUUGACGUGGGUUUGCGCUCAAACUGGAAGUUCCUCAUGACUCCCACUAGGGGGCAAAUAAAAAGCUGUGAAGUGAAAAGUCUGCUUCAGAACAAAGAAAUUGUACAGAUUUGGAACAACUUGAGGGUGUACUGUUCCUUUAAAUGUUUCAAUGGUGCCUAAUUUUUGUGCUCAUUUGCAUUUACAGCAAUAAAAUAUGAAUAAUGUUUGAUAAUGUUUAAUUGAACCUACACUGUGCCUAAAACAUCCAAAAACAUUGUUGUAUCAAUAUUGUUAGCAUUACUAUGAACAGAUUUAAGAUCGGUUGGACCGGUUUCAUUUAGUUGUUAUUCCUAUAUUGUAUUAUAAUUAUGUUUCUGAUAUUGCACAUUAUUAUGUUUAUGAACGAUGUCCUGUAACAGCAUCGUUCCAUAAUGGUCAAUGUGUUUGCAUGACUCCGUUCCAAAGACUGCUUUAGUAUUUUAUGCAUCUAUGAAUCAUUUCAUUUUAAUUGUCAGCAGCUUUAUGUUUAAUCCUGGUACCUCAGCUCAAACAACGCUUACCUCAAUAGUUGCACUUCUCUAAUUAUAAGCAUGUUUUAUUAUGUUCACACUGUAAUCCUUUGUAUGUUUAAACUGUUUAUUGUAAAAUCUAUGACUGACACCUGCUAUUAAAGUAUGAUAAAGACA